AAGGAAUCCUAUCUCUUGGACUUCCCAAGGUAAUAAGAUUUGAUAUUUUGAGGAGAGAGGCUGGGUAUAAUGAAGCAGUAGUUGCAUCAAACUUUUUUGCCCUUUCAGCUUGACUCCAUUUCAGAGAACUUCAACCUUGAUUCGAAUCAAGUACCGGCAAUAAUAACUCAAUUAAUUAAUUCUUCAAUGUAGCAACUCUUCUAGAAUAUUGCUGUUGCUACCAUAAGUAAUUCUUUUCUAGAUGGUUAAACUAUUUAUGUCAAUGGGAAGCUACAAGGUGGCAUCAGAAUUGAUUUGAUCUGGAAUUUUCCGAACUCACUUUCCGUUCGCACCUCGUAAAUGAAAUAAAAAUCUUUAUCUCGUUAUAUGAAGACUAAGCGAAGAUAUUCAGGGGUCAAUACUGAACAGGAAUUACUUUUUAGUAGUGCUGAUCGUAACACAUUUCUCCGGCUCUAAAUAUGUCAUGGAGCCUCAUCAGAUAUUUUAUUUUGGUGCGGUGUUGGUGGUUUUUCUUUUAGGAAUCAGUGAUGGACAAAGUUUCGUGGAAAGCAAGCAGAACACAAUUCAAAAAAACGUCGAAAAGCCAAGGACUUUAUAUGAUUUUCAAACAAGAGUAGUCGCCUAUAAGGAUCUAAUAGAAUCCAAAUGCCUACUACAAAUUUUGUCCAAUGAAGACAGUAUUAUUGACCAAAGAUUGUCCAGUAACCUGAAACCAGUAUCAAAAUCAAGCCAACUUUCAAAAAGACAAAUAUGGAGACUAGCUGGAACAAGGAUCUCCGACUUUUGUCGAGGUUUUCCAACUUAUCUCAUCCAAAACGCGAACUUAUCCGAUACAGAAAACGGACAGGAUUUGUCGGAUAUCCAAAACGACUUACCCAUGGUGAGGAUAUCGAAAAGUCGCAGGAAGAGGGAAAAUAGGCACUUUUUCGUUGGCAGAGUGAGAGGUCAGACCCAAUCGCAAUACUUGAGUUUCGCUAAUGGAGGACAACCAGGAAAAGCCGAGGCUGAGAGUAGUAUCGAGGGAACUAAGGCUGUUGUUAGUGGUUCAAGUGGGAUGGGUCAAGCCCAAAGUCAAAGUUCCUCCAUUGACUGUGACGAAUGUCUAGGGUCCAGAUUUCAAGAUCAAAGUUUAUAUUACGGCCAACGACCUGGCGAACCAGAACCUCAAAAAAUAACUAAACCUGGAUAUCCUGGAGGGCAAUGGUAUCCGCCUGGAGCUGGAACAAGACCAGGAGAAGGCGGUGCAGGUUAUCCUCCAGGAGAAGGCGGUGCAGGUUAUCCCUCCGGAGCUAGACCAGGAGAAAGUGGUGCAGGAUAUCCUCCAGGAGCUAGACCAGGAGAAGGUGGUGCAGGAUAUCCUCCAGGAGCUAGACCAGGAGAAGUUGGUGCAGAAUAUCCACCUGGUACAAGACCGGGAGAAGGUGGUGCAGGUUAUCCACCAAGUACGAGACCAGGAGAAGGUGGAGCAGGUUAUCCUGGAGGAGCAAGACCAGGAGAAGGAUAUCCGCCAGGUGCAAGACCAGGAGAACGUUAUCCGCCAGGAACGAUACCAGGAGAACGUUAUCCGCCAGGAACGAUAUCAGGAGAAAGUGCAGCUAGUUAUCCUCCAGGACCAAGACCAGGAGAAGGCGGUGCAGGAUAUCCUCCGGGAGUUGGACCAGGAGAAGGUGGUGCAGGAUAUCCCCCAGGAACUAGACCAGGAGAAGGUGGAGCUGGUUAUCCAUCUGGUACAAGACCAGGAGAAGAUGGAGCCGGUUAUCCACCUGGUACAAGACCAGGAGAAGGCGGUGCUGGAUAUCCGCCAGGAACAAGACCAGGAGAAGGUGGAACAGGUUAUCCACCAGGAACAAGGCCCGGAGAAGGUGGAGCAGGUUAUCCACCUGGUACAAGACCAGGAGAAGGUGGUGCUGGAUAUCCACCAGGAACAAGGCCAGGAGAAGGUGGAGCAGGUUAUCCACCAGGAACAAGGCCAGGAGAAGGUGGAGCAGGUUAUCCACCUGGCACAAGACCAGGAGAAAGUGGAGCAGGUCAUCCACCACUAGCAAGACCAGGAGAAGGCGGAGUCGAACAUCCUCCAGGCUCAAGACCAGGAGGAAGUGAUGCAGGUUAUCCACCAGGAACAAGGCCUGGAGAAGGUGGAGCAGGUUAUCCACCAGGAACAAGGCCAGGAGAAGGUGGAGCAGGUUAUCCACCAGGAACAAGACCAGGAGAAAGUGCAGCUAGUUACCCUCCAGGACCAAGACCAGGAGAAGGCACAGCAGGUUAUCCACCGGGAACUAGACCAGGAGAAAGUGGAGCAGGAUAUCCUCCAGGCUCAAGACCUCAAGAAGGCGGUGCUGGUUAUCCACCGGGAUAUCCUCCAGGCCCGAGACCGGGAGGAGAAAGUGGUGCAAGUUAUCCGUCAGAAACAAGACCAGGACAAAUUGGUUCGGGGUAUCCUCCAGCAACAAGACCAGGAGAAGGUGGUGCAGGAUAUCCACCAGGAACUAGACCAGGAGAAACUGGAGCAGGAUAUCCGCCAGGCUCGAGACCAGGAGAAGGUGGUGCAGGUUACCCAUCUAGUGCCUGGCAACCAGGGGCACUAAGACCUGGUGAGAGGGGAACUGGUUAUCCUUCUACCGCAGGAACACCAGGAACGGGAACAUUCGGAGGACAACUGGCAGGUCAAUAUGAGAGUCACGCGGGACAGUCUGGCCGAUUUUCAGGGACGUUUCAGGGAACUUAUGCUCAUGGGGGAAUCGGAGCGGGUCCUGGAGUUGUAGGCCCUUCUGGACAACCUAGCCAAGGUCAGUGGGUUGAUGGCAAAUGGGUUCCUUCAACUCAAACUGUCUCUGGAAGGCCUAGUGAAGGUGGCCAGUGGAUUGAUGGAAAAUGGUACCCCUCAGCUGCUGGACCAGUUGCAGGACGACCUGUUGAAGGAGGUCAGUGGAUUGAAGGUAAAUGGUAUCCCUCCACUCCUGGGACAAUUGCGGAAAGGCCUAGUGAAGGUGGUCAGUGGAUUGAUGGCAAAUGGGUUCCUUCACCGUCCGGCCCAGUUAUAGGAAGACCUGGCGAAGCUGGCCAAUGGAUCGAUGGAAAAUGGUAUCCUCCAACUACUGGGACGAUUACGGGCAGACCUAGUGAAGGAACAGGCCAAUGGGUUAACGGGAAAUGGGUGCCUUCGAUUGGCGGAGGUGGUGAAGGUGGUCCUGGAUAUCCAUCAAGUACUGCAGGAACAGGUGCCGGGCAAUGGAUUAAUGGUCAAUGGGUUCCAUCUGGUAGCGGCGGUCCAGCUAGGCCGCCAAGUCCAUAUGGACCCAGUUACCAGCCAUCAGGCGCACCUGAAACUUAUCCGAGUCCAGAUUAUUCAGGAAGGGUUCCCAGCGGAGUUGUACCGCCUGGAAAAAUUACAGAAGGAGGACCAGGAGCUGGCCAAUGGAUUAACGGAAAAUGGGUACCUGCAGAAGCAGGAGGCCCUAGCCAAGGCCCAGGUCAAUGGAUUAGUUCUGGAGGUCCUGGACAAGGUGCAGGGCAGUGGAUUAAUGGGAAGUGGGUACCGUCUGGAACUGCAGAAGGAGUUACGGGUGCUGGAGGUGGUCAAUGGAUUGAUGGGAAAUGGGUUCCUUCAGGAGGUCCAACUCAAGGCCAAGCUGCAGGACAAUGGAUUAAUGGACAGUGGGUACCAUCUGGAACUACGCAAGGAGCUCCGAGACCUGGAGGUCCUGAUCAAGGUGCAGGUCAAUGGAUUGAUGGAAAAUGGGUUCCUUUAGGAGGUCCUAGUCAGGGUCAAGGUGCAGGACAAUGGAUUAAUGGACAAUGGGUGCCAUCAAGUACCGCAGGACCUGGAGGUCCUGGUCAAGGCGCAGGACAAUGGAUCGACGGAAAAUGGGUGCCCCAGUCUGGAACCGCAGGAGGAGGCGCAGGUGCCGGACAAUGGAUCGAUGGAAAAUGGGUUCCUGCAGGAGGACCUAGUCAAGGUGCGGGACAAUGGGUCAAUGGAAAAUGGGUUCCAUCUGGAACUGCAGAUGGCGGACCCGGCCAAGGUGCGGGACAGUGGGUUGAUGGAAAAUGGGUACCAUCUGGAGCUGGAGUCCUUGGUCAAGGUGCAGGACAAUGGAUUGAUGGCAAGUGGGUUCCUUCAGGAGGUCAAGGUGCUGGACAAUGGGUGGACGGAAGAUGGGUUCCUGCAGGAGCCGAAGCACUUACAGCCGACGAUGCGGACUCUCAAGUACAAACCUCAGUUCAAGAAGCGAAUAACGAAACUAAAGCCAGUGCCCAAGCUCAAGGCAAAUUCCAAGGCGGCACUGCCCAAUCGCAAGUUUCAGGAACGUACUCGGGUACGGGUUCUUUCAGUGCUUCGGCUGGUUCGGAUGAUGGCAAAAGGGGCGCGUUAACGCAAGUUUCCGGAGGCAAAGCUGGAGCACAAAGCAGUGCUCAAGGUAGAGGCGGAGCGGGACAGUCUCAAGCGCAGGUCACUCUAGAUUCUGCUAGUGGAGACACGUUAUCGUCAGCACAAACUUCAGGACUGCAACAUGGCACUCAAACGCAAGUACGUGCCAGCGAAAAAGGAGGCCUGGCAGAUGCUCAAGCUAAUGGAUCAGGGGCAACGUCAUCUCAAGCUCAAAUAGGUUUUACUCCUUACGAUGAAAAUGAGAAAGAUAAUCAAACGUCGCCGUUCAGGGGAGGAGGUACCGCUGCAGCACAAAGUGGUUCUCAUGCAGGCAUGACCCAAACGCAAAUUCAAGGAAAGUUUAGAUACGGAAUCAGGUAUCAAGGAGCGGCACAAGCGGGAUCUGGUUCAACGGCGAUUAGAAAUUUGACAGAGCCUUCAGGAUUUUUCAAACCCAUCAACUUUACAGCUUCAAAAGUUGAACACAACAACAGACAAAGUCAACAGGUGUCGGUAAACGCUCCCACAACAGCUGUACCAGAAGAAUAUAGUACACCUUCGGAGACUUUGUUAGGUGUGGAAACCAAUAGAGAGGUACACAAACUGGACCCAGUAGCUCAACCUCAAGAAGAUCCUGUUGUGGUUUCAUCUCCUUCAGCAAGUGAUGCACCGAAUGGAGAUUACGACGACCAAGAAUAUGAAGACUACGAUGAAGAAGCUGAAGCGGAACAAGAACCUGAACCGCUACAAUCCAUGAACACUCCUGCAAAAAGAAAUUUGGAAUCGCCUAUAAAGAAAUCAGAAGUAUAUCAUCAACGGAAACCCGCGAGUGUAGUGAGUCAAACCUCCAACACGCAGAAGCAACAUAUUAUUUUGGAUCCUCUAGAAAAUUUGGAUGCUACGGUGCAUCAGAGCGAAGGUGAUUUUCCUGUUGAUGGUAUGGUAUUGCAGCCUGGACAAAUUAUACCAGGAUCAUCAGGUUAUCAAAUCCCAGCUGGUUUUAGAGGAAAAGUCCAAUCCAUAGCUAACGGACCAAACACAUACGCUGUAGGCAAAAAUUCUCAAGCUCAAAGUGUCACAUUGUCCCCAGGAAGUGGUAAAAUCUUCUACAACAACCCCAGCAAUCCUAUUUACGGAGUAGUCACCAAAACAUCUUACAAAAACGGGCAUUACGGUUCUGGAUACUCAUACCAACCGAUUUAUCAUCCGGUAAAUUAUCGACUGAAAAGCGGCAAAGUAUUACCCAACUUUGUAUCUGUGAGCAAAUCAGAGGCAGGUUCCAGAAACUUGAAUACAGGCAAAAAGACACCGAGCGUCUAUUAUACGCAAAGCAGUUCUUGCGGAAUGUUCACGAACUCUUGUGUGUAUUCCAAUGGAAAGAAAAUGUGUUUUCCGGUUAGGAAAACGAAUCCCGAUGGCACGCCUAUGAGCUGUUGAAACCGAUACAGUACUAGAUUUUGACAAUUUUCUGUCAGUUAAUGCAAGAGAGCCACUAGAUGGCUGAAACAUUUUGGUAAUUCUUAAUGCUGUACACCAAAAAAAUUUAAUUAGAUGUUAAGGAUAAUGUAUUUUUAAGUAAUAGAUUCGUUUUUUUAGUACUGAGGUAUUUUUUUGUGGAUUAUCGCAUGGAUGUCUAGGUGGAUCUGGCAUAGAUAAAACGCGAUUUUGCAUUAGUGGUUCCAUUGGUUAGUCUGAUCUUGGUUUAGGCACGGAAUUCAGAUAACUCAUUCGCUAGAUGACAGGAUGACAUCAAAAGCUCGACUAGUAGGUACCUACUAUUGACACCAAGUGGUACUACACCUUAAUGCUGCCUCCGCCAAGGUGCCGGGAGUGUUGAAUUUUACCGGCACUUCCAUUGCAGUCAGCUGCAGUAUUUUCCAAAUAUACAGACUGUUUCGACAUUUUUAUUUUAUAAAAUGUUUUGGCUUGUGUAAAUUUUAAAUCAUGUAUAUGAAAUUUGGAUACCAGCCUUAAUAUUUUUCUGUUUUAGAAAUAAAUAGAAUUUCGUCGUUGAGCUUCGUUAUUGUGAACACUUGAGAGCUUCUUUUUAACUUUGUAAUACCUAAAUGUAAGUUUUUUGUCAGAAGAAAGAAAUUUUGUUUGCUUUUGCCAUUUCUUAGUAUUACCCCUAAUACCACAUAAUUCAAAUUUUCUAAUGAGUAAAUACCUGUUUAGACAGUCAUAGGCAGUGUUGCCAAAGCUACCCCGUUCGGGGUAGAUCUACCCCUUUUGAAAACAAUCUCGCCC
Molecule: messenger RNA, 6616 nt
Organism: Ceutorhynchus assimilis (cabbage seed weevil)
Lineage: Eukaryota; Metazoa; Arthropoda; Insecta; Coleoptera; Curculionidae
Source: the annotation of a GenBank genome assembly